AUGGAAGAUCCAGAGGAAGAAGAGCUUCUGAAUCUCAGCCUCUCAGUUUCUGCAGGUAGAUCAGAGAGGAAAAAGAAAGGAAAGAUGAUGAUGAUGAGUACUAGAGAUCAUCAUCUUCAUCAUCACCACCACAAUUCCUUCUCCUCCUAUGAACAAGGCUUGGAAGGGAAGAUCUUUAGGUUGCUUCAAACCAGAGAUCUAAUGCUUCGUCAAGAUCAAAACCUCAUGAGAAAUCGAAGAGGAGUUCUAGAAGAUGGCAAUGGCCUCCCUCUGAUUCACCUUCUCCUGAGUACAGCCACUUGUGUUGAUGACACCAACAUUAACUCUGCCCUAGACAACCUCACCCAGCUUUACCAAACUGUCUCUCUCACCGGCGACUCCGUCCAACGCGUCGUCGCUUACUUCGCCGACGGCCUCGCUGCUCGGCUCCUCACCCGGAAAUCCCCCUUCUACGACGUGCUGAUGGAUGAACCCACAAGUGAAGAAGAGUUCUUAGCCUUCACCGACCUUUAUAGAGUCUCACCGUACUACCAAUUCGCUCACUUCACAGCCAACCAAGCCAUCCUUGAAGCCUUCGAGAACGAGGAAGACAAGAACAACCGAGCAUUACAUGUCAUCGACUUCGAUGUCUCCUAUGGUUUUCAAUGGCCUUCUCUGAUACAAUCCCUCUCCGAGAAAGCCACCAGCGGCAACAGAAUAUCUCUGAGAAUCACAGGCUUCGGGAAGAACCUCAAAGAGCUUCAAGAAACGGAAUCUCGUUUGAUCAGCUUCUCAAAGGGAUUCACCAAUCUGGUGUUUGAAUUCCAAGGCUUGCUUCGAGGCUCACGUGUGAUUAACCUAAGGAAGAAAAAGAAUGAAACAGUGGGUGUGAAUUUGGUCUCUUAUUUGAACACAUUGAGUAGCUUCAUGAAGAUUUCUGACACAUUGGGAUUUGUUCAUUCCCUCAACCCCUCCAUUGUUGUGCUUGUGGAGCAAGAAGGAAGUAGAAGCCCCAGGACGUUCUUGUCGAGAUUCACUGAUUCAUUGCACUACUUCGCCGCCAUGUUCGAUUCUCUUGAUGAUUGCUUACCUAUGGACAGCACAGAGAGGCUGAGGAUAGAGAAGAAGCUUCUGGGAAAAGAGAUCAAGACCAUGUUGAAUUACUACGACGUGGACGGCUCGGAUUGUCCCAAGUACGAGAGGAUGGAAACAUGGAAGGCGAGGAUGGAGAGCCAUGGCUUCAGCGGAACAAAAGUGAGCUCAAAAGCUUUGAUUCAAGCGAAGCUACUUCUGAAGAUGAGGACGCAUUAUUCUCCACUUCAGUUUGAAGACGACGGAGGAGGAGGAGGAGGAGGCGGUGGGGGUUUCAGGGUUUCAGAGAGAGACGACGGAAGAGCCAUAUCUUUGGGAUGGCAAAAUAGGUUUCUUCUUACAGUCUCGGCAUGGCAGACAGUGCUGUGA
Molecule: messenger RNA, 1440 nt
Organism: Neltuma alba
Lineage: Eukaryota; Viridiplantae; Streptophyta; Magnoliopsida; Fabales; Fabaceae
Product: scarecrow-like protein 21
Exons: 1
Coding region: 1-1440 (479 amino acids)
Source: RefSeq, a predicted model, not a curated record